Molecule: messenger RNA, 1974 nt
Organism: Nematolebias whitei (Rio pearlfish)
Lineage: Eukaryota; Metazoa; Chordata; Actinopteri; Cyprinodontiformes; Rivulidae
Gene: kbtbd8
Product: kelch repeat and BTB (POZ) domain containing 8
Exons: 6
Coding region: 1-1953 (650 amino acids)
Molecular function (GO): protein binding
Source: RefSeq, a predicted model, not a curated record
AUGAUGCAGACGGGACGGAGCCAACAGCUGUUUGAGUGUGAGGGAAUUACCCAGCCAAUCUGGCAACCCCGCCUUCGGAACAGAUGGGGAGGCUGGCAAGGCAGCAUGGUGGUGCAGCUGCUGGAGCUGUCACAUCACAACAGGAAGGUCGCAGAGGUAGGGAAGCUGUUACAAGUACAGAAUGGGACACCUCCAGUGACCAACUACAACGGGGUCGAUGCUGUGCAUGCCUGUAACAUCCUUCAGCAGCUCAAAGCUUUGUACGAUGAAGCACAGCUCACAGACAUUGUUGUAGAAGUGGAUCAUGGCAAGACCUUUCCAUGUCACCGAAACGUCCUCGCAGCAAUCAGUCCAUACUUUAGGUCCAUGUUCACCAGCGGCCUUACAGAGAGCAGUCAGCGUAAGGUCAGGAUUGUUGGGGUGGAAUCCGAGUCCAUGCAUCUGGUUCUAGACUAUGCCUACACGUCCAAAAUCACACUCUCUGAGUCCAAUGUCCAGGCCCUGUUCACGGCAGCCAGCAUUUUCCAGAUUCCUGCUCUGCAGGAUCAGUGUGCCCAGUUCAUGAUCAGUCGGCUUGACCCACAGAACUGCAUAGGCGUCUUUAUGUUCGCAGAUGCUUAUGGGCAUCAAGAACUAAGGGAACGCUCACAGGAUUACAUUCGCAAGAAGUUCUUGUGUGUAUCGAGGGAGCAAGAGUUCCUCCAGAUGACCAAGGAGCAGUUGGUCAGCAUUUUGAACAGCGAUGACCUAAAUGUGGAAAAGGAAGAGCAUGUCUUUGAGAGUAUUGUCCGCUGGCUUGAGCAUGAUCGACUUGGCCGUGAGGUCAACCUUGCGGAGGUUUUUUCUCAGUGCAUUCGUCUGCCUUUGUUGGAUGAGGCCUUUCUCAGUCGGAUACCUGCCCCAUUUGCCUGUGCCCUGUCCCUUUCUAAAGAUCCUGCUGAAGUCAAAGCUCGCCUCACUGGCACAAACGGUUGCCCACAGCGCCUGGGUAUGACUGCUUCUGAGAUGGUGAUCUGCUUUGAUGCUGCUCAUAAACACUCAGGUAAGAAGCAGACAGUGCCUUGCCUGGACACGGCCGCAGGAAAAGUGUUCAAGCUUUGCAAACCACCUAACGAUCUCCGAGAGGUCGGCAUCUUGGUGUCCUCAGAGAACGACAUCUAUAUAGCUGGGGGCUAUCGACCAAGCAAUAGUGAGGUGUGCAUUGACCAUCGAGCAGAAAGUGACUUCUGGCAGUACGAGCACGCAGGCAACCGAUGGCUUCCACGUGCGUCUCUGCUGAGAGCAAGAAUAGGAUGCAGACUUGUGCACUGUUGUGGGAAGCUGUAUUCACUAGGAGGUCGAGUUUAUGAAGGGGACGGACGAAAUGCUUUGAAAUCAGUAGAGUGUUAUGAUGCCAGGGACAACUGUUGGACAGCAGUCAGUCCUAUGCCGGUUGCCAUGGAGUUUCAUAGUGCUUUGGAGUAUAAAGACCGCAUCUACGUCCUCCAGGGUGAAUAUUUUUUCUGCUAUGAUCCCCGUAAAGACUAUUGGAGUCAUCUAGCCCCGAUGAGUGUCCCUCGGAGUCAAGGUCUGGCUGCCUUGUAUAAAAACUGCAUCUACUACAUUGCUGGCAUCUGCAGGAACCACCAGCGCACUUUUACCGUGGAGGUCUAUGACAUUGAGAGGAACACGUGGAGCCGGAAGAGAGAUCUGCCCUUUGACCAAGCCACGAGCCCAUACAUCAAGGCCAUGCUGCUGCAAGGCAAGCUGCACCUGUUUGUACGUGCCACACAGGUCAUGGUGGAGGAGCACGUGUUUCGCACCAGCCGGAAGAACUCCCUUUACCAGUACGACGACGAGGCGGACGUGUGGACCAAAGUCUACGAGACCCCUGAUCGUCUCUGGGAUUUGGGUCGCCAUUUUGAAUGUGUGGUGGCCAAACUUUACCCACAAUGUCUACAAAAAGUGCUUUGAGCAAAGUGAUUUUGUGAACCC